CCUCUUUUUCAAAUGUAUGUAGUUUUUGGGCACGAUCUUCAAAAUCUCAAUUAAUUUGUGUUUUCUUACGAUAUAAACAUCCUUUAGAAGUUUACUAUCUACCUUUCGUCAACUCUACAAUAUAUUUAUAUAUCAAAGGGUUCGACUGUUCAAAGAAGCUCAUUUAUAUUCACCGCAAAUAAAUCAUGAAAAGGGUUAAUCGCAUCAUCAGAACCUCCUGUGCAUUCCAAAUUUAUGGCCCAGCUAGUUGACUUAUUAAAAGCAGUUGGGCAUGAACCACCACCCACCACCUUUGUGUCUUAUAUACCCCAUCGAUAUCGCCCGAUUUGACCGACCGCAUUCGGAAUAUGCUUUGAGGCACGAUUUGCAUUUGUUGCUCACUCGCACGCCAAACAUAAUUGUGAGCUCCUCUUGCCGUAAUCAAUUGCGGUUGCCGGUGGUAACCAGGAAUUUGUUAAUUCAAUGUUUAUUCUGCCCCAGUCCUAUGCAGCCGGGGAAGUUGCAGUCCCCAGACGGAGCAGGCCCUAAUGGCGGUUAGUUCGAAAGGGGAAUCCUUUCUUCCUCCUUGCGAAAAGUUGGCUGGGCGCUCAGUUGGCUCAGUUCCGCGGGCGCAGACAGUUCGAUUCCUAGUCGUUUCCUAGCCCACAAACCAGCCCAGUUAGGCCCUGAUUAACUUUCCCUCCCGAGGAGCGUUAGUUGCCAGUUAGUUAGUGCUUCCGCAUUCCGCAAAUUUGUGUCAAUUGCCACCAGGCAGGACACGCUUGCGGAGGAGCUCUGCGGCGCUCGAGGCCCAGGAUUCCGUGAUAACUUGAUGAGUAUUCAAUUGGAGCUCAAUCAGUUAACAACAGUGUCUAGUGCGCGGUCUUAAUUCGGACGAAAAAUAAAGCGAAACAAAAGGAAUUGCCCCAAAACUCAACUCAAGAAUUUAAGUGGUGCAUCCAGCCACAAUUUGGCAGUGAGAACCCACUCUCCUCAUAAACAAGAAUUCCGACCUCCAUUUGUCUGAGCCCGUGGUGAUAAUAAAUCCUGAACUAAAAUAGAAAGUACAAGCGACCAGUCGCAGAUUGCAUGCCAAAUCAUAGUCGCACUAUCAAGGAUAUUAUUAUUAUAUUUUUUACUGUUUGCAUAAACACAAAUGGCAAUGGGGAGGUGGGUGACACAGCAUAAGGAGCUCAAAGAUAGAAGACGCAUUCGUGUCAAAGGAAGUUUCAACAACGGCGGAAAUGUUGUUUAUUAAAAUAAAUACGACGACAAGGAAAUUAUUAUUAUUUUGGGGGGAGGAGUUGGGACUUGGACUAAGAAGCAUGGGGGUGGCAAACACAAACACUUGCUGUCCUGGUGACAGACUGUGCAAUGCGUGCCGUCCCAGGUCCAAAAACUAUUUCCUCAAGUGGGCCCCCCAAAAAAUAUCAUUCGAAUUUAUGGUAUGGACGUGCCGGAAAGAAAUCCUAUCUUUUUCUGGGCUCCUUGGAGGAUAAUGAUGGGGGGCCCUGAGCUUGUUUAUUUGCGAGGGAACAUCACCUCGGUGCAGCUGUCAUGACGACUGGCUCCAGUCCCGGAACAAGUUAAUAAAUCAAUUUGGACUAACUUAUCGAGUCGUUCUGGAGCGUAGGCGAGGCGCCAAACUUUUGGCCAGAAAGUUCCGAUUCAUGUCGCCCAUACCCUUUCCUUUUUACCUGAAAGGGUUGGCUGGAUUAUAAUGCUUGAUGCAGGCGUAUCGCGAUAACUUCAAGCAAACGCCCUGCCCAUCGGCCGUCGACCUUCAGCCGGCGGCACCAACCCACCCCCCGGCGACCGCCUCGCGCCUGCCCUUCUCGCGCAGCCAGCGUGGGCGUGACCCCUCGGCCAGUGCCGCCUCCGUGUCCGCUUCCGCCGCCGGCGCCCUCACGCCGAGGAUGAUGAGUCCGGGACCGCCGGGCGGAGGAGGAGGAGGAGCAGGAGGAGGGGUCGGGAGCGGGGGAGAUCCCUCGGCCCUGCUUCGCCAAAACCAGGAGCUGCGCCAGCGGUUGGCCGACGAGUCGCAUAGCUAUCGACGCCGCCUGGACACUUACAAGCAGGCGCAGCACAACCAAGCCAAUUUGGUCAGCCGGCUGCAGUCGAAGAUCCAGCAGUACCGUCAGCGGUGCAGCGAUCUGGAGGACCGCAUGCACGAGACCAUCAAGCCCACGGCGGGCACUGGACCCAAGUUGACCACGGGUCCCACCACCAGUCAGGUGCUGUGCUCCACUUCGCUGACCCUGGGCCAGAGCAGUUUGCCCUGCAGCUCGUCACUGGACUCGCCGCCGCCCAGCUGCAGCCGGGAUUAUGUCCACGACGAUGUCCUGGUCACGGGCGGGGGAUCCGCGGAACUGUGCCGCAAGCUGGAGGAGGAGCACCAGCGUUGCGAGCAGGUCCUGGCCCAGAACAGUGCGCUGCGCCAGCAACUGGAGGAGUCGAAUCGCACCAACGAGGCCCUGACCAACGACCUGCAGAAGCUGACCAACGAUUGGGCGGGCCUGCGGGAUGAGCUGCUGAUCAAGGAGGACGAGUUCAAGGAGGAGGAGCAGGCCUUCAAGGACUACUACAACAGCGAGCACAACCGCCUGCUGAAAAUGUGGCGCGAGGUGGUGGCCGUCAAGAGGUCCUUCAAGGAAAUGCAGACGGCCAUGAAGGCGGAGGUGGCCAAGAUGGGUCAGGAGAUCAGCUGCGUGGGCAAGGACAUCAGCGGCAGCAAUGCCACAGUGGCCUUUGCCCACCAGCAGGCCAAGAGGGCGGCGGAUGAGGAGCUGAAGCAAUCGCAGCGCAGCAAUGAUGAGCUGCAGAACCAAUUGGCCACCCUGAAGGUGCAGUACGAGAGUGCCCGCCACGAGAUCAUGGAGCGGGAUCAGCGCCUGCUCGAGCUGAUGAACCAGCUGAAGAAGCUGGAGGAUCGCUGUGCCCAGGCUGAGUCGCAGGCUGCUCUGGCCAGUCGCUACAGCGACGAAAUUGAGCGUCUGAACAAUUCCAUGCGCGAAAUUGCGCAAGCAGUUGUUCAAGAUGCGGAGAACGCGGAUCGCGAGGCCGACGCCGAGGUCACCGGCGGGGUCAUGCAGCACAUGCACCUCUCGCGUGAUGCCGCCUCUGUGGCGGGUGGAACCGGCAGCACCACCGGCGGCGGCGGCGGUGGUGGAAAAUCCCCUCGCCGCAACUCGACACGUGCCUCUCAAGCCUUCGCCGAGGGCACCAUCUCAGCCGUCCAGGCGGCACUGCACAAGUACCAACUGGCCCUCCACGACAUGCAGGUGAAGUUCCAACACUCCAGCGAAACGCUGCGCACCACCAAGUCGCAGCUGGAAACGAGCGAGGGCACCAAGCAGCUCCUGACCACCAAGAUGCAGCAGCUCACCGAGAAACUGGACAGCAGCAACUCCAAGCUGUCCGAACUGCUGCAGGAGCGCGAGAGUCUCCAGCGGGGACUGGACGAUGUCCGCACCCAGAAGCAGCAGUCCGAGAUGGGACGGGCCGACAUCAAUAGUGCGUUCGAGAGCCUGAGCGCUGACUAUGAGAAGCUGCAGCUGAACUGCGGAAAACUUCAGAAGCGCAUCGAUUCCAUGGAGGAGGACAAAAAGGCCGUCGAGCUGGAAAUCCAGCGUAUUCUGAAGGACAAGAACAUCACCGAAUUGAACCUGAGAUCCGAGGAGGAUCGCAGCAGUCGGCUGAGGGAGGAGACCAUUUCCCUGCGCGAGGAGCUCAACCGGGUGAGCCUGAAUCGUGAUCUCCUGGAGCAGCAGCGCAUCGAGUCGGACAACCUGAUCAAUCUGCUCGAGAAGCAGAAGUCCGACCUGGAAUACGACCUGGAUAAGCUGCUGCUGGAGAAGUGCGAUCUGCAGGAGAAGCACGAGAAGCUAUCCAACAACAGCUGCUCCACCAGCGAUGAGCUGAAGAGCGUUCAAAGUUGCCUGCAGGAGGCGCAGGAGGAGCGCAAGAAGCUGCGCCUCCAGUCCGUCGAUCAAUGCAACGAGAUCGGGGAGCUCAAGAAGGAGCUGGCGGUGUUGGACAAGGCUCGACUCGAACUGGAGACGGACAACCUGUCCGCCGGCGAAAAGCUCAAGUGCCUGCAGCUGGAGAAGGAGAAGAUUCUGCAGGAUCUGGCCUGCGUCACCCGGGAUCGCGGUGAUAUCCACAAUCAGCUCACAGCCAUGUGCCGCAAGAAGGAGGCUCUGAACGAGGAACUCAUGCGGACGCGCCAGCGCUUGGAGCAAACCACCGAAACGAACAGUCGCCUGAACAGGAAUCUGGAGGAGAUGGUCAAGGAUGUGGAGGAGAAGCAGGUGGUCAUCGAUCUGCAUGAGAAGGACACACACCGUCUGAACGAGCUGCUGGCCGCUCUGCGCUCGGAGAAGGAGUCCCUGGAGUCGGUGCUCUUCGACACGAACACCUCGCUGGAGGCCACCGAGGAGCGUCGCAGCCAGCUGGAGCGGGAUCUGCAGGAGGCAUUGGUGCGGGAGGAGACGCUCAAAAACCAUGUGGCCCGACUGCAGAAGGAUCUGGAGCAGUGCCAGCGCAAGGCGCAGGAGACCAAGACGCAGCUGCUCAAUGCCGCCCGUGCCGCCGAGAGUGACUUCAACCAGAAGAUCGCCAAUCUGCAGGCCUGUGCCGAGGAUGCGGCCAAGCGACAUGGCGAGGAGAUCCUGCAGCUGCGCAACGCCCUGGAGAAACGGAUGCAACAGGCCCUGCAGGCCCUGCAAACGGCCAAGGACGACGAGAUCGAGAAGCUGCAGGAGCGCCUGGCCACCCUGCAGGCCCACCUCGAGAGCCUGGUGCAGCAGCACGAGGAGGCCCUCAUCCGGGCCGAGAGCGAGAAGCAGCAGGCUCUGCUGAUCGCCCACCGGGACAAGCAGGCGGUGGGUGAGCGCCUUGAGGCGGUCUCCCGGGAUCUCAAGACCGAGCAGGAGUCCCUCGAUCGCAGCCGGCGGGAGGCCAAUGCCCGCGACGAGAAGCAGAGGGCGGCCAUCGCCCAGCUCAAGGACGAAAUGGUGCACAUGCGCACCAAGGAGGAGGAGCACAAGAUUAAGCUGGAGGAGUGCAUUCGCAAGCAGGAGCUCCAGUUGAGUAGCAUUCGGGAGGAGCGCGAUACCCUGUGCCGUGUGAGUGAAGAGUUGAAGAUGGAGAUCCGGCUGAAGGAGGACAGAAUGGAGGGCACCAACAACGAGCUGCAGGAUGCACUGCGCAAGUCCAAGGAGGGCGAGGGCUUCAUCGACAGUUUGCGCAAGGAGCUGACCGACUGUCGUCGGCAGUUGGCGGACAGCAACAUCGAGCGGGACAAGUACUCCGGCAGCAACAAGGAGUUGCGCGACCAUGUGAAGCGCGUGGAGAGCGCCAAGCGGGAGCAGGCACGCGCCAUCGAGGAGGCGCUGCAGAAGAUCAGCAACCUGGAGGACACCAAGAACUCGCUGGAGAACGAGCGCACCCGGUUGAGCACCAUUCUCAAGGAGACGGAGAAUCACUUUACGAAGACCACACAGGAUCUGAACGCCACCAAGGCGCAGUUGCAGAAGGCACAGGUGGAGUUUGCCCAAAAGGACGAGGGUGGCAAGGAGUUGCAGUCCAAGCUGGUGGCCGAAGUGGAGCUGAAGGAGCGGGCGCAGCAGGAGCUCUGCCAAAUCAAGAAGCAGCUGUCCGAUCUGGAGGCCAAUCUGUGUGCCACCCGCCAGGAGUUGGGCCGGGCUCGGUGCCAGAACAACCAGGAGGAGCAUCGCUUCCAUGCGCGGGAGCAGGAGUUGGCCCAGCGCCUGGAGGAGGGUCGUGGCAGGGAGAAGCGGCUGGAGGACCAGAAGCACAACCUGGAGGUCUGCCUGGCGGAUGCCACGCAGCAGAUCCAGGAGCUGAAGGCCCGUCUGGGCGGAGCCGAGGGUCGCAUCCGGGCCCUGGAUGAGCAGCUGUCCUGCGUGGAGCUGCACAAGCGGGAGACCGAGCAGAAGCUCUCCUCAGUGGUGCACACACUGCGCCGGAUUGCCGGCAUCCAAGUGGACGGCAGUGUGAAUCUGUCGCAUCGCCUACUGAGUCCCUCGAGGAGAUUCAGUCCAUCUCGCAGUUGCGGCGACUAUGACAACAGAAGCACCUCCCAGUGUCCGGAUGGACCCAUCGAUGUGGACCCGGAUCUGGUGCGCAAGGGAGUCCGCAACCUGAUGCACCAGGUGGCGCAGCUGGAGCGCGAGAAGGAUGACUACAAGUCACAGCUGGGGGCAGCCAAGAAACAGCUGCAAGAUGCCGCCGAGCAGCAACUGAAAUGCGAUGCCAAGCUGGGCAAGCUGCAGGCCAUGCUGAGGAACCUGCAGGAGGAGAAGAGCAACCUGGAAACGGAUCGUAAGAUGAAGAUCUCCGCCAUCCAGGCGCUGGAGGAGAAGCUCAAACACCGCAGCGACGAGUGUCAGUUGCUGCGGGAACGAUUGGCCCAGACGGAGAUGCAACUGGCGGCCACCUCCGAGGAGAAUGGCCAGAACGAGGAGCGGCUUGAGAAGAGCCGGCAGCAGUGCGCCAAGCUGGACAACGAGAAGCGCCAGCUGCAGGAGGAGCUGGCCAAGGUGGAGGGCAGGGCCAGCAAACUGGAUCUCCAGCGGGUGGCCAUGGAGGGCGACCUCACCCGGCUGCAGAUGGCCCUGCAGGAGAAGGACUGCAGCAUUCGGCAGAUGGCCGAGCGCCUGGAGAACCAGAAUCGCGCUCUCGCCCAGCUGGAGGAUCGCUGCACCGCGCUCAAGUCCACCGUGGAUCAGCUGAAGGAACGCCUCCAGAAGUCCGCCGUGAGCGAGACGCAGCUGCGGGGCGAGCUGAAGACCCUGCAGAAGGAGCUCUCCGAGCAGGGCCACUGCUCGCAGGCCAACGAGGACAAGCUGAAGCUGGUGCAGAAGUCCCUGCAGACCGCCGAGAACGAGAAGCGCAUCCUCACCGAGCGCCUGGACAGCGCCCAGACCAAUCUCAACGAGCUGCGCCGCAGCCAGCAGGCCCAGCUGGAUGGCAACCAGCGGCUGCAGGAACAGGUCACCGACCUGGAGGUGCAGCGUUCGGCCCUCGAGUCGCAGUUGCGCAUUGCCAAGUGGAACCAGGAGAGCGGCGGCGACAAGGCCAUGGUCAACGGCAAUGGAGCUGGCAAUGGCGAGGAUGAACUCAGCAGGCAGCUGAAAUCCUCGCAGCGGGAAAAGUCAGAGCUACGCAGCAAGCUGCAGACACUACGGGACAAAGUCAAGCAGCUGGAGUGCGAGCGGAAGAGCAAGUUCUCCGGUGGAAACGCCUACGAUCGGGCCGAGAAGUCCAGCUCCUAUUAUGCUGGGGCGGCUGAUUCCGGGGAGUUCGAUUCCAAUCGUUACGAUGUGGGCGCAGUCAACGCCAGCAUCGGAGGCGGCGGAUCCUUCAACUGUGGACUGGAUCACAGUGUGAUCGAGCAGGAGACUCGAGAUUUGCGACUCAAGGUGCGCCGCCUGGAGACACUGCUGGCGGAGAAGGAGUCGGAGUUGGCGCGAUGCAAGGCGCGGAUGAACGACAGCGCCAAGUGUCAUGAGGGCAUGGACGGGGAUCGCUAUCGCAGUGCCCAAAUGCACGCCGAGAAGCUUCUAGACGCCAGGGAGCAAUCGCAUCGCCAGCAGGUUUUGCGUCUGGAAAAUCAGAUCUCCAUGCUGCGCGAGCAGUUGGCCCAGGAGGCCAAGAGGCGGCAACAGUAUAUUCUACGCAGCUCAAAGGCCAACCGGGAGAUGCAGCACCUGAGGAGCACUCUUGGGGAUUCCCUGCGCAACGUGUCCCAGCACCCGGUGGAUGCCCACCUCCUGGAAAGCGAAAGUCGACGUCUCGAUUCAGCCGUUUCGAUGAGUCUGCCGCCGUCGACCUGCCGGGACUAUGAUCGCGAUUAGAGCGAUGUUAAGAGAUUUGGUUUAACUUGAUCCCGCCAAGAAGACGAAACGCUCACUGCCACUUGCAUUUAUUUAGAGAUGGCUUCCUGGACUGCUCCAGUCCCAACUCAGUUAAUAAUCGCGUUCAUUUCAACUCG
Drosophila gunungcola (fruit fly) is the source of this 7996-nucleotide messenger RNA. It is a transcript of the gene Root, whose product is annotated as rootletin. The record is from RefSeq and is a predicted model, not a curated record. The coding region runs from base 1707 to 7859 and encodes 2050 amino acids. Lineage: Eukaryota; Metazoa; Arthropoda; Insecta; Diptera; Drosophilidae. The transcript is spliced from 11 exons.